UACCCUAAUCCGCUCUUAUAUAACCCUUCACUCUCGUCCUCUCCCCAACCACCUCCACGAAGGAUACAUUCAAAAUUUAUAUCUACGUACUUUUCAAUAUUUUUAUUUUAUUUCGAAUUAUAGAGAGUAUCUAAAUAGGGUUUGCUUUUACCAGUAUUGAUGGCGGCGAUUGAAUGUUGUAAUAAGAUCAAAGGACCAUGGAGUGUGGAGGAGGAUGAGCUGUUACAGAAGCUCGUGCAGCGGCAUGGUGCGAGGAACUGGACGUUGAUAAGCCGUUCGAUUCCAGGGAGAUCGGGAAAAUCUUGCCGGUUGCGGUGGUGCAACCAGCUAUCGCCUGAGGUGGAGCACCGUCCAUUCACGCCGGAGGAGGAUAAAAUCAUUCUCAAGGCGCAGGCAGAGUUCGGGAAUAAGUGGGCCACGAUAGCGAGGCUCCUCAAUGGCCGCACCGAUAACUCGAUCAAAAACCAUUGGAACUCGACGCUGAAACGGAAGUGCGCCGCCGCAGUGGCAGAUGGAACCGAGCGACCCCUGCAGGUUUUGAGGAGAGCAAACAGCCUCGAUGUUACGGCGGCGGUUCCUGAGAGUCCGAGUCCGUGUGGUUCCGAAAUCAGCGAUUCGAUUGAUAAUGCUGUCGUGAAUACAAACACGAAUAUGAGUGUUCAUUUUCCGGUCAUCGGAAAUGCAGUUUUGGCUCCGGCAGUCGAAUCGUCGCCGGCCUUGAUGAACGAUCAUACUGCAGAUGACCCGUUGACUGCGUUGACUCUAUCUCUGCCAGGGUCUACGAAUGAAUUUACGACGCCGAUGGUGACGGAAAAGGAGGAAAAGGGCGAAACGUUGUCGUUUGUCCCUGAAUUGCGUGACGUGCUGCAAGAGAUGAUUAGGAAGGAAGUGAGAAAUUAUCUUUCGGAAAAAUGAAAAUACUGGUGGUGAUUUUUGGAUCGCCGGAGCUAAACAGUUGGCAUUAGCAAACUUAGUAAUUAAUUAGAAUAAUGGUUGCAAAAUUUCAGUUUUCACAGAGUAAUUUUGAAUUUUAUUUACAUGUAAUGGCAAAGAUAAGAGUUAAAAUUCAAUAAUUUACAACGUCUGCCCGUAAAAGUGACUCUUUAA
Olea europaea var. sylvestris is the source of this 1107-nucleotide messenger RNA. Its product is annotated as transcription factor MYB44-like. Gene Ontology annotation, molecular function: RNA polymerase II cis-regulatory region sequence-specific DNA binding; DNA-binding transcription factor activity, RNA polymerase II-specific. Lineage: Eukaryota; Viridiplantae; Streptophyta; Magnoliopsida; Lamiales; Oleaceae. Gene Ontology annotation, biological process: regulation of DNA-templated transcription. The coding region runs from base 160 to 915 and encodes 251 amino acids. The record is from RefSeq and is a predicted model, not a curated record. The transcript has a single exon. Gene Ontology annotation, cellular component: nucleus.